Quercus lobata is the source of this 745-nucleotide messenger RNA. RefSeq lists its product as uncharacterized. Bases 74 to 544 code for a protein of 156 amino acids. Gene Ontology annotation, molecular function: fatty acyl-CoA hydrolase activity. Lineage: Eukaryota; Viridiplantae; Streptophyta; Magnoliopsida; Fagales; Fagaceae. The transcript is spliced from 3 exons. The record is from RefSeq and is a predicted model, not a curated record.
ACUGAGUUCACCAACAUUACAAGUUGAUUGUGAAUAGAGAUUCACAUCCACAGAAAGGAUCAGAGAGAAAGAUAUGGGAGGCCAUAGUUUGGUGGAGAUAUCCCUGAAAUGGCUUGAAGGUUUGUCAAGUGGUAAGAUUUGUAAAGAGGUUGAGACCAUAACUAUGGAGGGCCUCAAGGUCGUCCAUGGUCAAAAGGGUUUUAUUCGAUGCCAUUUUCUUGUCCCCAGUCGCCUUGCAGAUAAAGAUGGGAAUUGGCAUGUGGGUGCUAUGGCAACUUUAAUCGACAACGUUGGUGCUGCCACCAUAUUCUCCUCAAUUGGUCUGGUCAAAGCUUCCGUAGAGCUCAAUAUCUCAUAUUACUCCACGGCUAAGAUACAAGAAGAGGUUGAGAUAGAAGCGAAGGUUGUGGCGGACAAAGAAAUAUUAACAUCUGUGGUGGUGGAGGUCAGAAAGAAAGAUAAUGGAGAACUAAUUGCUUUGGGUAAGCAAUGGAUGGCCACACUCACACUAAAGGUUAAACUUGGUGAAAUGAGCAAGCUUUGAGCACAAACCAACGAAACGCAGAAUGCAUUUUGGUUUUUUUUUUUUUUUUUUUUUUUUUUUUUUUUUUUUUUUUUUUUUUUUUUUUUUUUUUGUGGAUGUAUAGAAUGCAUUUUGGUUUUAGUUCUACAAAUCAAUGCAAUGAAUUUAUACAUUUAAAAAACACAGGUGUAUGCCAAAAUUAAUUUUGAUCACAUAAUGAAA